Messenger RNA from Purpureocillium lilacinum, 1842 nucleotides. RefSeq lists its product as uncharacterized. Gene Ontology annotation, cellular component: rDNA heterochromatin; mating-type region heterochromatin; SHREC complex. Gene Ontology annotation, biological process: silent mating-type cassette heterochromatin formation. The record is from RefSeq and is a predicted model, not a curated record. NCBI's taxonomy places the organism in Eukaryota, Fungi, Ascomycota, Sordariomycetes, Hypocreales, Ophiocordycipitaceae.
AUGGCCGAGCUCAAAGACUUUGACGUCAAGCGCAUCCUGCGCAGCGAUGGCGCAGAUUCUGGCCCCGGAUACUGGCCGGCGCCGGCUCCGAGCGCCGUAAAGAAGACAGCAAGGGAGGCGCCAGCGAGUGCCACGAGGCAAAAGGCGCACAUGGUUCGUCUCGAAGAUGACGACCCCCGCUUCAUCGAGUGGAGGAUCAAGCUCGGCAUCCUGCUCAAGCAAGAGUUGGCUCCGAACCCGGAUGAAGGGAACCCAUGGUAUCUCCAGUUUCCGCGGGGUUACUGGCUGUACGAGAAGUCCAAGCACCUCUGGGUGUCGGGCUAUCCUAUCAAGGGGAAGCUCUACAAGACGCCCCAGGAGUUUGGGCUCCAUCUGCUCUGGCUCAUGAGCACGUCGGCGGACUAUCGUGACUGCUGCUGCGUCCACUGCAACGUGCCACCAGCGACGAAACCAGCCGCACCUGUAGAGACGGCGGUGCCGCUACCCAUACCCGCUGCCGCCGCGGCUACUUCAAGACCACAAAGUGUCCCCCACAAGGUGACCCCCGUCCCGCUGCCGACCUUUCCUGGACAACCGAAGGCAAAAGAGCCCGCCAAUGGAUCCGAGAAGCAGAAGCAGACCCAGGUGCCUCUUCCUACCCCCGCCGGCGCGCAUCCCACACAGCCUCCUGCACCGGCGCGCCCCCAAGCUCAGUCGCAGGUGCAGGCGCCUUCGCCAGGACAGGCUCAGACGGCUCAAGUGCAGCAACCUCAGGCUCAACCGCAGCCGCAGCCACAACCCCAAUCGCAACCUCAGUCGCACUCGCAGGCACCGCCGCAAGCCCAAACCCAAGCUAGGCCUCCGAGCUGGAGCUUGCAAUCACCGCUGCUGUUCAGGGCAGGCGAGCUUGUCUGGUAUCAAAAUGGCAAUUCGUGGCGACUGGGCGUCAUCAGCGCGCCGGGCGACGACCGCUUCGAGAUUACGCCCAUAGGGCAUGAGGCGGUACCACAGCAGCCCGUGGAGAAGAAGGCCAAGGAGAUGCGGCCCUUUCACGCAUUCAGUGUCCCCGGCGUAUCAAUGCCAGAGCUGCAGGGCAAGCCAUUCGACGCGACGCCAUGGGCCGAACUAUUCAACUACGCCGGCCAGGAUCGAGUGAAGCGCAACAACAUGCUCCUUGACGCAUCCAAGAUGGCCGCUUCCAAGAUCGACACGUCGUUCUCGUUCUGGAGUCCCCUGUCCCAAGACAUGCAGAGCGAGACGGUGCCAUUCUAUGGAGGUUUCCUCGGCGCCGAGCGUAUCGAGCUUGGCGACUGUCUGCGCGUUAAUCCCGUUGCGGGAGAUUCCAUGUCCUGGAACGACUCUUCUGUGCUUGGCGUGCGCCGCAUCAUGCUGCGCACCGUGAACCGGCAGCGGUCCAUUGUUCUCAUCGGCGCCAUCUACCAAGUCGUCAAGGCCGACGAUCCCUUUGCGCAGCCUGUGCCCACCGAGGACCUCCCAAUCCCUCUGCAGGAAGAGACGCGGUGGCGCAACGCCGUGAGGCCGGAGCAGCCCUGGCGAUGGUCGCUCGUCAAGGAAGACGCCGUGCUCGAGGAGCGCAGCAUCCGUGGCCGCUUCUACCCGACGCACUACAUCAUGCCCAUUCUAAACGAGGCCGCGUUCAACGCCGCCGUUGCGGAGCGCAAUGUCGACAACCAGUAUCCCUACUUGAAUAACCGCCUGGACGGGGCUGGGGGCUAUGUAGGGUUCUGCUUUAAUAGGCGAGAUGCCCUGGGCGCGUCUGUGGCUGCAGGCAUGAGACUGCGCUUGGAGCCGCUGAUACGAGAGAUGGAGCGCGCAGGCGGUAACACCGCGACGGCUCAAUAG